UUACACUGAAGUCGCUCCGACGAAGAACAUCAUUAAUGUUCAGUUUUUCCGGUUUCGGCUGCACAGGAAAAGUAAAAACUUUGAUAAGAAGUGGUGAAAUAUAAAAAAAUGGACUCAGGCGAUUCUAAAAAAGAUGGACCUACAACUAGGAGUAGAAGCUCCAGACAGGCACCCACGCAAGUUGCUAAAGGGACAACAAGGGAUAUAAAUGAAGAUGUGGGGAUCGAUGAGAGUGAAGACCAGGAUCAGGCUUUAUCUAUAAAGCAACUAAAAAGAUACCCAAUAAAAAGAACACUGAAAAUGAGGGAAGAUGAGGGGGCUUCCAGAGCAGUCAAUGGAUCCAAGGAGUCCAAAAGUCUCACUAAGGAGGAUGAGGAUGAAUCCCCUGUUAAGAAGCAAAAGCUUAAAGGGAAGAGAAGCGGUAUAGAUGAGAAAGGUGAUGGUUUAAACCGAACAGAUGACGCAGAUAUGGACACGGGUGAGAAUGAAGACGAGGACGAAGCAAUGAGCUCAGAUGAGGGGGGCGAGUUGGACCAGGAGUCUAGCUUGACAGCCCGUCCUGGGACAGAAGACACACAUCCUGCCCAUGUAAGGGAACAAAAACAUGAAUAUGAGGAGGUUCUUAACAGACAAAAUCCUGUUCAUCUAAAUAUUAAGGUCACUGAGAUACCCAAACCCAAAGCAGGAAUGCACAAGCCAGUCACAAAAUAUGAAGAUGACUAUAGUACGGGUGCUCCAGUGGAAUAUCAGAAAAGAGAUUUUAGAAAAAGGAUUAACAUGAACAAUCAGAAUCCUAUAACAGAGAAAUAUAAAUAUCCUCCUGGUUUCGGGGGUCAGAAUACAUACUUAAAAUCUAAACCCCAGAAGAGUUAUGUCUACCCUAUCAUAUAUCAAACCAACCACAAAAACAAAGAACUGACAAGUUUGCAGCAACGAGUCGCCUUAAAAGCAAGUCCAGCCUCCUCCUCCUCUAGAGGCUGGACGUGGUACAUGUGCAAGCUUCUUCUGUGGUGUGUGAUAUUAUUGCUGGUUUUGGGUGUUUGCGGCUUUUUGGCCUAUAAGAAGUUCUCGCUCUCCCAUUUGUCUCAAACUGAUGUGGUCCAUUCUAAAUCACUGGAGAAAUUUGAUCCAGAGUUAUCAGCUCUGCGGAUUCUUUUUCCAAGCCAGCGCCCUGUGUUCUGGCAUAGGAGCGGGAAACAUAUUAAGCGCCACCUGGAGAUGGUCAACCCCACUGAACCGGUCAGCGUAAUUCUGACUGCUGGCCUUCAGGCUGAAAGGACAUUGGGCUGUCUUGCACGAAGCUUAGCUGCAGAGUACUCUGCUACCCAUAACGCUUCCAUCUUAGAAAUCAACGGGACCACAAAAAGAGCACAAGACAGUGACCGGGUCAAGCUGGAUAUAGAUGAAGAGCUGAGGAAAGCAUUUGAAGGUGAUAAACCUGCGGCUGUCGUGCACCAUUUCGAGGAGCUCCCUCCUGGAUCUACGCUCAUAUUCUAUCGUUACUGUGACCACGAAAAUGCAGCUUACAAGAAGGUUUUUCUGGUUUUCACCGUGAUGCUUUCGGUGAAGGAAAUAUCCCAGACGACCAGUCUAAGUGCCGUGGAAGACAUGGUGCACGACCAUAUAAAACAGAAGUUUAUCGUCUCAGACAAAUCUACUAUGUUUAAUCAAAUGGAUGUGGAUAAACUGAGUGGACUGUGGAGCAGAAUUUCUCACCUCAUUUUGCCGGUGGCUGCAGAAGAGAAGAUUGAACAGCAGGGAUGUGGGGUAUAACCUCACGGAAAAUCAUCAGAUUUUAUUACUGUAGAGUUUUGAGACUAACUGGUCUAGUUCAUGGACGUGCGGACCACUAAAAUGUACAUAAAGAAUCUUUUUUCCAAAGAGUUUUAAAAAAAAAAAAAAAAGUGUUUGUUUAUAAAUGUUUUUAUAAAAAUGUUUUUUGUAUUUGCCUAAAUAUGUGUGUGUGAAGGCAGACACUUGCUCAUAUAAUAAUAAUUAUGCAUUUGGCAUUUUAUAGUAAGCGUGUUGCUUACAAUAUAAAUCAACAAAUUAAUUGUUGUACAUAACCUUCUCAAGGCCAUGUGUGGUAAUGAUUAAAGUUUUGCACUGAUUUUUGAAUUUAUACUCUGAAUUGCAAUCAAAAUUUUGUUUGGGUUUGAUGUUAUAUAUUUCCUUGACUAAGAUUACAAGUCAGCUUGAGUUUAUUUCUAUUCUGGUUAAUGCAUUUUCGGUUCCUGGUUUAUCGUUCAAGGCAUUGUAAAAAUAUAUUUUAUGCAAUUAAAAAAAAUGCUCAUUUGACUUACA
Messenger RNA from Puntigrus tetrazona (Sumatra barb), 2304 nucleotides. Its product is annotated as torsin-1A-interacting protein 2. Gene Ontology annotation, cellular component: membrane. The coding region runs from base 109 to 1773 and encodes 554 amino acids. Gene Ontology annotation, biological process: membrane organization. The transcript is spliced from 9 exons. Gene Ontology annotation, molecular function: ATPase activator activity. Lineage: Eukaryota; Metazoa; Chordata; Actinopteri; Cypriniformes; Cyprinidae. The record is from RefSeq and is a predicted model, not a curated record.